Molecule: messenger RNA, 3223 nt
Organism: Aspergillus ruber CBS 135680
Lineage: Eukaryota; Fungi; Ascomycota; Eurotiomycetes; Eurotiales; Aspergillaceae
Product: SAPS-domain-containing protein
Exons: 4
Coding region: 214-2856 (880 amino acids)
Cellular component (GO): nucleus; cytosol
Molecular function (GO): protein phosphatase regulator activity; protein phosphatase binding
Source: RefSeq, a predicted model, not a curated record
AUAACCACGAGCUGGAUUCAUUCCCUUUUUCGAUUACAUGAGGAUUUAGAACCGGGUACCUUUUUUUCGCCUUGUACCAUAUAGACCUCUGUUACGAUAUCCCUCCGGAGACGAGGAAAGCGAUAAACGCCAACAAAAGUCCUUGCGAUACCCCGUUUUUCUUUUUAUUUCCGUCGCAUUUCUGCUCUUCCGUCCUAAUUAUAUAAUUCCAACAUGUUUUGGCGGUUUGGUGGAUACGCUGGUAUCUCCACCAUCGAUGCCCUGCUCGAUAAGCCGGAUGCGUCCCUGGAAGAACUCUUGGACGAGUCAGAGGUGAUACAGGAGUUGAACCAAAAUAAUAACAAGCUCAUCGAGUAUUUACGAGAGGAUAAUGUCUUGAAACGGCUUAUGGAUUAUGUGAUCGCACCGAGUCUGGUGAACGACGACGAUGACGCGGACGAACUUAACGACAUUAACGCCGGCGAGGAGGGAAAAGAGAAGACGACCGAUCCGCUCAAGGAGGCAUUAGAUCCGGAGGACUUGGAAAGGGCGGAGAACAACCGUCUUAGACAUGCAUAUGUUGCAUGUGAGCUUCUCUCGACGCCGACAUGGUCGAUAAUCGAAUCCAUUAUGCUGAAUCAGGAACACCUGCGGGGUUUCUGGAACUUCCUGAGGAGGCCUCCGUCUUUGGAUCCCCUCCAAGCAAGUUAUUUCACGAAGGUUAACGAGACUAUGUUCGAUCGGAAGACGGAGGAUAUGCUGGAAUUCUUCAAAUCCCUCGAUGGGAUUCUGCCUGCGAUUCUCCAGCAUAUUGACAAUCCGAUGGUCAUGGAUUUGUUGCUAAAGAUCAUCAGUUUAGAAAAGACUGAAGGUGGCCAGGGUAUUGUGGACUGGCUGAGAGCUCAAGGCUUGAUUCCGACUCUCCUCUCUUUUCUCUCCCCCGAGUACCCCACAACCGUUCAAACCUCUUCUGGUGACUUCAUUAAGGCCAUUAUCACCAUUUCCGCCAACGCAAUUCAAAACGACGAUUCGUGUAUCGGUCCCAACAGCUUGACGAGGGAAUUAGUAUCCGCGCCAUGCGUGGAGAGCUUGAUAAACUCGAUGCUGCAAGGUGGAAAUCCUCUAACGGUGGGGGUGGGAAUAAUCAUUGAGGUUAUUCGGAAGAACAACUCUGAUUAUGAUCCGCCUGGUAUCAACGCCCCCGGUACAGUACCGACAACAUACGAUCCAAUCUAUCUCGGUACGCUGCUUCGAAUAUUUGGACAGCACAUUCCGGACUUCAUGGCAUUGCUCAACAGCUCAAAACAUACCGUCAGCGAGGGUGGACAGGUAAAGAGGGUUGAGAGAGUAGAUCUCACUUCUCCAUGGGGCGCCAAGGUCGAACCGCUGGGCUUUGACCGAUUUAAAACCUGUGAAUUGAUGGCCGAAUUACUGCAUUGCAGCAACAUGGGUCUUUUGAACCAACCUGGAAGUGAGCACUACAUUCGGGAGAGGGAUCUCGAGCGCGAACGGCUGGUUCGGGAAGGCGCUUUCAACGUGCAUGGAGAAGGGUUCUCCAGUGUUGAUUUUAACGAUUCCUCCGAUUUUGUUAACGGGUCAUCGGUUCUUGGCUCGGGGUCGCCAGAGGAUGUGAAGACACUCGAAGUCACGAAUGCUGGUGAAGAGGAGGGAUUUGAAGACGUCUCUGCACCAAGCGUUCUCAUAAAUAAGGAGCAAGAUGCUGGGAAGAAAGACCUGGCAUCCUCAGAGGCAGCUGGCCCAAUGUCGCCCACUGCAUCUGACCUAACUGAGCAAUUGGGUGAAAUUAAGCUUGAAGGCGAAGGCUCGAAAGAAGCUACCGCUGAGGAUCCACCACCAGCUAAGUCGGAGACUCAGGAGCCAACGAAACAAGAGCCAGCUUCUGCGCCAAUGUCUUCGAAUCCGGAAGACGUCCCGGCUCCUCUAUUUGCUUCUAAGCAACAAGAAGGGCCUUCAACUACUGGCGAGACUGAGACGCCUACUGAAAAGGAUCAGGCUCAGCAGGAUGAGAGUGCCCUGACUCUGAAACUUCAUCCAUUUGCUCAAGCUGAUAUAAACGGCCAACCUGUUGUUGGUGAUUACCUCAAAAUCAUGUUUGUGGAGCAUAAGGUGGUGCCGACAAUUCUGGGCUUCUUUUUCCGCUUUCCUUGGAACAACUUCCUUCACAAUGUGGUUUACGAUGUUGUUCAGCAAGUAUUCAACGGGCACAUGGACCGUGGAUACAACCGGGUACUGGCCAUUGAUGUUUUCGAGACUGGACGGAUCUCGCAACAAAUCUACGAAGGUCAAAAGCGGAAUGAUCAAGUGCAGCAAGCUAAGCGGAUCCGACUUGGCUACAUGGGUCACUUGACUCUCAUCGCAGAAGAAGUCGUCAAGUUCACCGAGCGACACCCACCUGAAUUACUCUCUCCCGCAGUCAUGGAAUACGUGCUAAAUCCCGACUGGAUCGAUUAUGUUGAGCAAACCUUGUCUGAAACAAGGGAGCGUGAUAACGCUAUUCUUGGUGGUGUACGGCCGGACAUGACUAUUGGGCAACGUCAGUCCAUGCUCGGCCAAGGCCAAAGUUUCAGUGGCUCCUCGGCCCUUGCUGAAGCCGGCUUGAAUGGUGGAGUUAAUGUGUCCGACUUCCAAGGCUUCGAUAUGAGCCAGGGAGGCGUCUCUGGUGGGGCCUUUGGUCUGGGAGGCGGCAGUGGCAGUGGCGGCCAUUCUCUUCUGAGUGGCUUCGGAAGUUCGAGCGACGAAGACGAAGACAUGGAGGACCAAGAUGACCGGAAUGCUAGCCAUGAAUCCGCUGAGGGCGGAGGCGAAAACGUGGGUAACUAUUAUUCCUUUUCUGACGUUGAUAUGCGUGAUUCGUGACAGUCCUGCAUCUGAGCAUACCCUUUUGUUUGUUUUCUGACACCCCCCUCCUUUAUAUGUAUAUUUCAUUUUGAGGACUAGGAGGGUUUGCAUGAUGGAUACAGGAAUGAUGGAGGUCUCUGAAAGGACCAUAUACAUAGGGCGUUUUAUUAGCAGCGCUUUGCAUUCAUAUAUGAGGCCAUUCAGAACCUUCUUCAUUUACCUGAAAUCAUGAUAUAUUCUCUUUGGUUCUCAGCCACUCAAUAACCCUCUGGGUUUCUCUUAGCAUUGACCUGCCAUACCAUUUGAACAUCAUCGAGUCAUCUGAAAACUCCACAAGUCAGCCUAUUCCUAUUCUCCCUCCGCCUCCGGCACCUCUAAGCACAGG